This is a messenger RNA of Esox lucius (northern pike), 3368 nucleotides long. It is a transcript of the gene acap1, whose product is annotated as ArfGAP with coiled-coil, ankyrin repeat and PH domains 1. The transcript is spliced from 23 exons. Gene Ontology annotation, molecular function: protein binding; GTPase activator activity. Gene Ontology annotation, cellular component: cytoplasm. The record is from RefSeq and is a predicted model, not a curated record. The coding region runs from base 601 to 2901 and encodes 766 amino acids. NCBI's taxonomy places the organism in Eukaryota, Metazoa, Chordata, Actinopteri, Esociformes, Esocidae.
UAUUCUUUUGAUACUUUUUCAAUCUCGCCAGCCCGGGGAUUCUCUAGGGAAAUGUCAUUGAUUAUUUAAUGUUUGGGUUUUUUUUUUGCCAUAAGCGCGUGCAGGUGUUUUUAUUACUUUGACGUUGGAAUAUUUACGGUGGAAGGAUUUACUCUGUCGAUGGGGAUUUUGGGGCAUUUCUUCGUUUUCCUGACGCAAACGCUAAGCAAAGGACAGACCAAAAGAGUAGCAUGAGCGAGGUGGAACAACUUGGCUAUCUAAAUGAAUGGAUUGCACUUAUUUGGUUUUUAAGUUUAUCUAAUCAAUUUAGUACGUUUAAUAGCCGGUUAGUUCAAGAAGAGAGAGACGCGAUUUAAGAUUUUUUUAAAGAUCUUAUUUUUUUUAUGUAUUUGGAAAAAUAAUAACUCACGAACAACACGAAAUAUUUAUUACAAAACCCUAAAACAAUGCUAUAUACAUUAAAUAUGUAUAUGUAGAUUAUUCUUCGUUACUGAAAAAUUCAUAAAAUGCACAAAAAAGUGUAAACUCAUCUAUUUUCUGAUGCUCUCCCAUGUCACAUUCAACAAUAUUAGUAGUUAUUUGUCUCAAAACAACUGAAGGAUGACUGUCAAACUGGAUUUUGAAGAGUGUCUCAAGGACUCUCCCCGAUUCAGGGCCGCGAUUGAAGUAGUGGAAGGAGAUGUCAGUGAACUGGAGACGCGAUUAGAAAAGCUGGUUAAGCAAUGCCACUCCAUGCUGGAGGCCGGCAAGGCCUAUUGCCAGACCAACAAGAGCUUUGUGAUGGGUCUUAAAGAGCUGGGCCACCACUGUUCCGAGGACAACAUGAUGGGGGAGUGUUUGCAGAAAUUUUCCAAGAAGCUUGAAGUGAUUCUAGAAGCUCAGGGGGAAGUGAUUGAGGCCAUACAGAAGUCGGUGAAAUUGAAAUUGCAGACCUUUGUGAAAGAGGAUGUUCGUCGGUUCAAGGACGUACGUAAGGAGUUUGAGCGGGGCAGUGAGAUUCUGGAGGCGGCGUUGGGUAGAAACGCUCAGGCCCCUCGUGGGAAACAGCACGAAGUGGAGGAGGCCAGCAACGCCCUCCUGAACGCCCGCAAGACCUUCCGAUCCGGAGCGCUGGACUACGUUCUGCAGAUCAAUGUCAUUGAAGCCAAGAAGAAGACGGACAUCUUGAUGGCGAUGGUGUCUAUGAUGGACGCCCAAUCCCAGUUCUUCCAGCAAGGUCACCAGUCUCUCUCUGAGCUGGACGAAUACCGACGCUCUCUCAGCGAAGAGCACACACAGCUGGUUCUGAACUCAGCCAGGGAGAAGAGAGACAUGGAACAGAGACAUGCCGCCAUUAAGAAAAAGGAUGUGUCGUAUGACAACUCCUUAAUGGAUUUCUGUGCUGAUGCUCCCAAUGGUAUUGCCAUGGAGGGCUACCUGUAUAAGAGAGCCAGCAAUGCCUUUAAGACCUGGAGCAGGCGCUGGUUCUCUAUUCAGAAAAAUCAACUGGUCUAUCAGAAGAAAUUGAAGGAGCAGCCCACAGUAGUGAUGGAGGACCUGCGUUUGUGUACAGUGAAGGUCUGCAGUGACAACGAGAGGCGGUUCUGCUUCGAGGUGGUCUCUCCAGCUAAGAGCUGUAUGUUGCAGGCUGACUCAGAACAUCAGCAACAGGGAUGGAUCAGUGCGGUCCAGAACAGCAUCGCUUCAGCCUUUCAGGAACGGAGAGAAGACCCAAAUAGCCCGAGGGAACGCUGCAGCUCUGUUUCAGGGGGCAGCCCAGGGGGAGGGAUGUAUGGGGAGCAGGAGAAGAUGGGAGGACGACAGGCUCUCGAGGAGGUGCAGGCUAUCCCGGGGAACAGGCAGUGCUGUGAUUGUGGAGAGCCCGGGCCGGACUGGGCCUCUAUAAAUCUGGGGAUUACUCUUUGUAUUGUCUGCUCCGGGAUACACAGGAGUCUGGGUGUCCAUUUCUCCAAAGUGCGCUCCCUUACCCUGGACUCUUGGGAACCAGAGCUGGUUAGGUUGAUGUGUGAGUUGGGAAACACAGCCAUCAACAGAAUCUAUGAGGCCCGUAUAGAUGAGAUGACCAUUAAGAAACCCCACCCAUCCAGCCCAAGGGGCGAUAAGGAGUCGUGGAUCCGUUCUAAGUAUGUGGAGAAGAAGUUCAUCCAGAAGCUCCCGGAGACGGGUCGUAACAUCCCCUUACGACGCUCCAGCGCCCGGAGGAACAGAUCCAACACCCAGGACAGGGUUUCCGGCUCACGGCCCCCUCUGAAGCCCAAACCCAACCGGGCCACCCUGCCGCGACUUACAGGGCUUAGCCAGAGUGACCUUGUCCAAAAGAACAAUACUGGUAUUCACAAAGAUGAUGAAAACGACGAAGACGACGAUCUGUCCGGUCUUCACCCCGGGGCGCUGCUGUAUCGCUCCGCGGCGCUGCAGCAUUUCCCCGUCAUGGCCGACGCGCUGGCGCACGGCGCCGACGUCAACUGGGUCAACACCGCCGAGAACGCCAGCACGCCGCUCAUACAGGCCGUCACCGCGAACUCCUUGGCGGCCUGUGAGUUCCUGCUCCAGAACGGUGCCAAUGUCAACACAGCAGACAGCAACCAGAGAGGACCUCUACACCAUGCUACUAUACUGGGUCAUACAGGACUGGUGUGUCUGUUCCUGAAGCGUGGGGCGGACUACAAUGCCAGAGACAACAACCAGAAAGACCCCAUCACCAUCGCUGUGGAAACAGCCAACGCCGACAUUGUCACUCUGCUCCGAAUUGCCAAGAUGAACAAGGAGAUGCGGGAGAUGGACGGAGCCUUUGGCCAAUCAGGUGAUGAAACAUACCAGGACAUCUUCAGGGACUUCUCUCAAAUGGCCUCGAACAAUCCAGAGAAACUUAAAAGGCGCAGUACUGACUUCAAGAGUUGAACCACCCCACUUCAUUUUUUUUCUCAUGCAGUUUUUAUUUUAGACACACACACACACAUUUGCUGACCACCUGCUCUACAUUAGGUCACUGAUCAGCUGGUGAUGACUCUAGUACAGGCUCCAGUCUGACAAUAAUGUCUUUGUGCCAGCGAAACUCAGGCUAAGUGCCUUCAUGGGACACUUGUUUUAAGAGAGAGAACAAGAUGUACAGUCUGAAAAUGACCGCUAAUACAACAACUUCCCAUUAAAUUAUGUAUUUCCUUGUGGAAUUUGGUUUUCCAGCACUUAUUGUACUGCUGUGACAUUAAAAUAGGAUAUGUUUGAAGUAAUUUUGAAAUGUGCUCUUGUACUUUUUUACAAUUCCAGAUUUUUUAUUGUUGUACAUGUUUAUUUGGGGUGUUGUUUUAGCUGUCUGAGGUACCAGAGCUGUAUUGCCAAUGGACAAUUAAAAUAUCAGUCUAACUUAA